GGGGGCCGGCAGGGAAGCGAGCACCCGGGCACCGAGAGUGGGUGAGGUUCCCAUGGGCAUCGAGGGCCUGCCGGUCUGAGAGCCUCCCCGCCACAAGGCCAUCACCAAGGGGCCACCUGUGCCCACGCCGCCAAUGCAGAGCAUGCAGGCAACUCUAGGCACACCGACCUCGUCGGCCCUCAGCCGGUUCUCCACCUCCACCCAGGACAAGUCCUCCACUGCAGGUCAGACCUCCAGCACAGGCCCACAGCCCUCAAGGCCCUCCAUCAUCCCACCCCCUAGCAAGUCCAAGGGCUGGGGUACUGGGGCCAGUGGAGGUCGCAUGCGAAGGAUCAUCGCUGAGGAUCCUGAGUGGUCGCUGGCCAUCGUGCCCCUCCUCACAGAGCUCUGCAUUCAGCACAUUGUCGAGAACUUCCAGAACAACCCUAUCCUGAAGCAGCUGCUUCCGGAGCACAAGCAGAAGGUCCUGGACCACCUGUCACCCGACCUGCCGCUGGCUGUGACCGCCAACCUGAUCGACGACGAGAGCUACUGGCGCCGCUGCUGCACGCAGCGCUGGCCCGUGUGCCACGUGGCCAAGCACGGCGGCAGCUGGAAGCGCAUGUUCUUCGAGCGGCACCUGGAGAACCUGCUAAGGCACUUCAUCCCCAGCACCACGGACCCCGCGCUGAUCCUCGAGCUGCUGCCGCUCUGCAGGAACUAUGUGCGCAGGCUCCGUGUGGAUCAGUUCCUUCCGCCCAUGAAGCUCCCGCCCCGACCCCGGAGCGGGGAACUGUCCGAGUCCGGCAGCGAGGCAGAGGUGGAGGAGCCCGCCACUGACCACUACCAACUGGGAGACCUGGUGGCCGGCCUGAGCCAUCUGGAGGAGCUGGACCUGGUGUACGGGGUCAAGGACUGCGGCAUGAACUUCGAGUGGAACCUCUUCCUCUUCACCUAUCGCGACUGCCACUCCCUGGCGGCCACCAUCAAGGCAUGCCACACCCUCAAGAUCUUCAGGCUGACCCGGAGCAAGGUGGAUGACGACAAGGCACGCGUCCUCAUUCGCAGCCUCCUGGAUCACCCGGCCCUCGAGGAGCUGGACCUGUCACACAACCUCGUUGGGGACCGGGGCGCGCGUGCUGCGGCCAAGCUGCUGAGCCACAGCCGUUUGCGAGUGCUCAACCUGGCCAACAACCAGGUGCGCGCGCUUGGUGCCCAGUCGCUGGCUCACGCCCUAGCACACAACACCAACCUCAUUUCCCUCAACCUGCGCCUCAACUGCAUCGAGGAUGAGGGCGGCCAGGCGCUCGCGCAUGCCUUGCAGACCAACAGGUGCCUCACAACACUGCACCUCGGGGGCAAUGAGCUGUCUGAGCCCACCGCCACCCUCCUCUCCCAGGUGCUCGCCGUCAACACCACGCUCACCAGCAUCAACCUGUCCUGCAACCACAUCGGGCUGGAUGGCGGGAAGCAGCUCCUGGAAGGCAUGUCAGACAACAGGACCCUCCUGGAGUUUGACUUGCGCCUGUCAGAUGUAGCCCAGGAGAGCGAGUACCUCAUUGGCCAGGCUCUCUGUGCCAACCGGGAAGCAGCCCGCCAGCGGGCCCCGAAUCCCAGCUGCUUCCUGUCACCAAUCACGGCCAAGGGCCCUGAGAACCCUGCAGGAUAAGAUGGGGGACAGGGCUGGGGCAGUGGCUGGAGCUGGGUCACUGCCCCAGUCCCAUCCUUCAUUUCAUGCCUCUGUCGUGCCUGCUGUAGAAUGCCACACUGGUCUAGAGGGAGAAGAAAGGGGGAGAGCACGGAUAUCCUUAGGGCCCAGCCCACCCCACAAGCCCUUGUCCCCGCGCACGUAUGGAGCCUUCCGGGUGCCCUCCAC
Lynx canadensis (Canada lynx) is the source of this 1855-nucleotide messenger RNA. RefSeq names its product t-complex-associated-testis-expressed 1 (gene TCTE1). Gene Ontology annotation, molecular function: protein binding. Gene Ontology annotation, cellular component: sperm flagellum. The record is from RefSeq and is a predicted model, not a curated record. Gene Ontology annotation, biological process: flagellated sperm motility. The transcript is spliced from 6 exons. Lineage: Eukaryota; Metazoa; Chordata; Mammalia; Carnivora; Felidae. Bases 134 to 1648 code for a protein of 504 amino acids.